CUGCACUGCACACAGCACCACGUACAGCUGUUGUGAAAUUAAGUUGAGCCGAGCGCCGCAAUAAAAAUAAGCUGUUUUAGGAUUAGAUACAAACAUGCAGGAAUCGUACCCAGUGAUAGGAAAAGUCCCCACUCACAUACUGACUUGGGGCAAGUGGAUCGAAGAAUCGCUGGGAGACAAUAAAGAGGUUGUAAUUUGCAUCACAGGCAACCCCGGCCUGCCGGGAUUCUACACCAAGUUCCUUUCCACCGUACACGAAUGUCUCAAUAAAGAGAUGCCAGUGUGGGUUAUCGGUCACGCCGGACAUGACGAAGCAAGUGAUAGCCCGUACAAGAAGGCUGUACCGCCAAUUGAGAAGAAUGAACAACUAUACAAUCUACACGGACAGUUGCAGCACAAAAUCGACUUCAUUCGUAAAUACGUUCCAGCUGGGGUGAAAAUACAUCUGAUUGGACAUUCCAUCGGCUGCUAUCUGGCCUUGGAGCUGCUAAAGAUUCCCGAUAUCAGCGAGCGCGUACAACACUGUUACUUCCUUUUCCCGACUAUCGAGCGGAUGGUAAGCGCCCGGAACGGGUUCAUUCUGACCAAGAUCAUCAACCCUGUUUAUUUCGUGGUACAGUGGUUUUAUCGGUGCUUUGCGAUGCUGCCGAAUUUUGUUAAAGUUUGGAUCAUUUACUGCUACUUCCUUCUGUCCGGAACUCCCAAAUACUACCUGGGAACGGCACUAAAGUACACUAACCCGGCUGUCAUAGACAAGGUUUGGUUCAUGGCUUUGGAUGAAAUGGAAAAGGUACAGAACCUGGAUUUAGAAAUAAUUGAAAGCAAUAAACACCGACUGAAAUUCUACUACGGAACGAGGGACGGUUGGGUUCCGGUUAAAUAUUACAAAGAGCUGAUGCAGAAGAUUCCUAGCGUAGACGCUGAACUGUGUACGAGAAAGUUCGAACACGCAUUCGUAUUACGGUCGGCAGCCCAAAUGGGUUUCAUGGUCGGCGAAUGGAUCCUGAAGCAUCGGGUUGCACACUUCAGGCAAGACUAAACUGAACGGCAUAAUAGUUAAAAUUAAAGUAAGCGCACUAAAAGGCGCCGACCACUCCAAUUUUCCCUUUUUUUUAUUUGCUUGGAAAUAUUAUAAAAUUUGCGGGUAUAACACUUUUGAGAACUUUGGAGAAUUAACUCUGUUCUUCUUGUAUUUUGAAUGUUUAUAAUUUUUCUAUGCGUUGCUUCCACCUUCGCUCAAGUGCAGCGCUACUGUAUCUGUCGCUUGGAUUCUGGCAAAGUUGCCAGUCUUCUUGAUAUGAUGUCUUCGAUAAAAUGUUAUGCUACAUGUUAACUUUAACGAAUUGUUGGUAACAUAUUGACUUCAGGAAAAUAAAUCUCACUUUUUCAACUGCAUGACAGUAGCAUAGAAGAUGAUAUGUCUAAGUGAAUAUUUCUGAAAGCUAAUUCGAUGGCGUUCAGUUCAGUAUGGAUUUACUAAGACAACUUAAUAUUUUUAUAAGCACUCACUUUAAUUUGUGAUUGAACAGCCGUUACUCCAAGUAACUGUGACUUGGCACAAUUGGGCUUUAGACAUUAAAUCGAAAUGUAAUGCUACAUAUAUUUGUAUUCAAUAACCAUCACACAUUGAGCUAAUAAACCGACAUUCACUAUCCAUAAAUAUUUCUUAAG
This is a messenger RNA of Ochlerotatus camptorhynchus, 1671 nucleotides long. It is a transcript of the gene sturkopf, whose product is annotated as sturkopf. The transcript has 2 exons. Gene Ontology annotation, biological process: lipid storage. Gene Ontology annotation, cellular component: lipid droplet. The coding region runs from base 95 to 1039 and encodes 314 amino acids. Gene Ontology annotation, molecular function: lipase activity. The record is from RefSeq and is a predicted model, not a curated record. NCBI's taxonomy places the organism in Eukaryota, Metazoa, Arthropoda, Insecta, Diptera, Culicidae.